Molecule: messenger RNA, 1941 nt
Organism: Xiphias gladius (swordfish)
Lineage: Eukaryota; Metazoa; Chordata; Actinopteri; Istiophoriformes; Xiphiidae
Exons: 3
Coding region: 301-684 (127 amino acids)
Source: RefSeq, a predicted model, not a curated record
CGUGUGUGUGUGUGGCGAGGGCGCCACGUCGGCAGAACCACCAGGCUGAAAAGAGACCUGCGUAGCUCCGGCCGUAACUGUGCGCGAGGUUGAGAAGUUGGAAAGCAGCAGACCGCUGCGAUAAAGGCGUGAAAACCGAGCGGAAAAAGGGGCCGUGGGCAGCCAGAGCCGCGGGUUCUCUACCCAGAAAGACCUUCGUUACGGUUGCGUCGGUAAAGUUCGGCUCGGAGGCUGAAACACAAGCUGCCCCAGGCUCAAGUUUCUCGGCCAGGUGUGUUUGCGGGAGAGACACGGGGAACAAUGGUGAAGAAUGUGAACAGCGUUAACGUGGAGCCCCAGCCCGGGACCAGCGUGGCCUCGGAUGAAGCUGAAACCGCCUACAGCCAGUCUACAGAGGACUCUGGUAAGGACCAUGUGACGCCUGCCCCCGGCAUGAUGUGGCGGGUGACUGGUGGCCUCUUCAAUGUCACCAAGGGCGUUGUCGGCGCCGCAGUGGGCGGAGUGGCCUGGGUGGGCGGCAAGAGCCUGGAGAUCACCAAGUCGGCCGUGACCACAGUGCCCUCGAUGGGUGUGGGGCUGGUGAAGGGCGGGGUGUCUGCCGUGGCCGGUGGCGUGUCCACGGUGGGAUCGACGGUAGCCAAUAAAGUCCCGUUCACGGCCAAGAGGAAAGACAAGGCUGAGUGAAGAGGAGGAGGAGGAGUAGUAGGAGGAGGAGGAGGAGGAAGAUGAUGGUGAAGGUGAUGAUGAUAACAAAGAUGAUUGAUGAUGGUCUUGCCCCGCCUUGAGCCAACGGAGAGAGACUGCUUGCUGAUCUCUGUCUGCCAGACUCCACAGUGCCUUCUGAUGCCUUCCUCGGUCUUGAUCAUAAUAGUCUUGUCACCAUACCAAGAUCCAGACUUUCAUGCAAACACUACAUUCAGUACCUAAAAGUUCAGUAGUACUGCGCUACCAUGACAACCCAGAAUUACCAGCAAUAAAUGCUGAGUCACCGAAAUGCUUCAUACAAUCCUCCUCUGACCUGGAGUGGGGUUCGUAUAUCUGGAACUGAAUAUCUGGCUCCAGGCAGAUUACACGGACCGGGAUCCGCUUCAGCACGUGGUGAACUUAUUGAUGCUGUUGAAUAUUUUUAUCUGUUUACAAUCCAGACUAAGGCUCUAUCUUUUCUUCGCUCUUUCCAGUCUACACACAUUGGGUGAAAUGUUCUAUGAAUUAAGAUGCUGAUUUUUAGGUUUUGUUUGUUUUGUUUUGUUUGUUUUUUUUUGCAAUGGUUUUGAAGUAAUAUUGGAAUCUGUGUGACAAGAAUAGUGCGUUUUGUGAAAAAUGAAAUAUUUCAACGUUGGAAAGGAGGGAUCAGCAGCGUUCUUCAGUCUACAUCCUUCACUGUGUCUGACCUUUAUCGUUCGGAGGAGCCCGGGGCGGUGUUUUUACCCAGCAGCCUCGGAUCUGCACGUAGGAACACUUCUCUGAAAUGCAUGUCUGAAGACUAUAGACACAAUCACAAGUACAUCCUCACUGGGCUCAGGUCUUUUUCACAGCUAUGUUAUUGUUGAAAGGUUAAAAAUGUUGUGUUGGACCUUGACAAGUUGACUUUUUUUUUUUUUUUUUUUUAAGUUUUAAGAAGAAAACAUUCAGCAUCAUUUGAUUCAUUGAUGGUUGUGUGAGAGGAAAAGUGCCCAAUGUUGUCUGAAGUGGUCAGUCAGUGAAGGUUCAACCGUACCUUUUAAUCAGAAAGUGAACACUGUACUGUAGUGCAGGCAACAUUUGUGAACGUUUAUAUGCAAUAUCAGCAUUUCAAUGCAACAUUUGGAGUGAGUGGAAGCAGUUGCUGACGGGACUUAACUAUGUGAAUGUCUUGUACGUGGUUUUUUUUUUUCUUUUUUUCUUUUUUUGGUUUUGUUUUUUGUCGUUUUUUUUGUUUUUCAAUAUAUCAAUAAAGUAGUU